Coprinopsis cinerea okayama7#130 is the source of this 1206-nucleotide messenger RNA. RefSeq lists its product as hypothetical. Gene Ontology annotation, cellular component: cytoplasm. Bases 1 to 1206 code for a protein of 401 amino acids. Gene Ontology annotation, molecular function: flavin adenine dinucleotide binding; electron-transferring-flavoprotein dehydrogenase activity. The record is from RefSeq and is a predicted model, not a curated record. NCBI's taxonomy places the organism in Eukaryota, Fungi, Basidiomycota, Agaricomycetes, Agaricales, Psathyrellaceae. The transcript has 6 exons.
AUGACUGUCAUCGUAGUCGUUGGUGGAGCGAAACUGACCCAACUUGAACUUGCUGGCAUUGCUCUGCUCUGCUCAGUCGUCCGAGGACUUGCAGCCCAGUUACAUCCCACGAAGCACAAGCUGAUCCUCAUCACGCCCCGUCCACAGUACAUCAACCUCCUAGGAUCCUUGCGGGUGAUGGUCGACCCCAAUGCAUCCCUGAACACUGUGUUCCUACCUUUCGAGAAGCUCUUCGGACAUUUCCCAGGGGAGUUGAAGGUGGCGAGUGUGAAAAGCGUCGAGGUCGCCAGGGGUCCUUACAGCCCUCCGGCGAAAGACGCCCACUUCGCGGACUUGCAGAAUACUCCGCCCGUCCACGCUGGUGCCGGGGGAACACUCUUGCUCUCCACUGGGGAGAUCGUCCGAUACGACAUCCUAGUUCUUGCCACGGGAUCGGUGUACGAAGGUCUGGUAAACUUCCCUCUGGAUCCAAAGGAAUACCACGACCACAUUGAGAAGUGGAGGAAGAAAAUCUCGGAUGCACAGAAUAUUGUUAUUGCUGGAGGUGGGCCAGUUGGCAUCGAAUUAGCAGGGGAACUCAUGGAUGUCUAUCCUUCCAAGAAGGUUACGAUAGUUCAAGGAGAUCGACUAGUUCUCAACGACGUUUACCCAGACCGGUUCAGAAAAGGGCUCCUGAACCGACUCCGAAAGAGAGGGGUGGAAGUUAUUCUCAAUGACGCCAUUCGUGGCAAUCCUCCGGUCGAUGCGUCGGUCAAGACCAGGGAAGGGCGAGAGCUGGCCUGUGACUUGCUGAUUACGUGCCGUGGUGGUGGCGCCAAUACUCCUUACCUCAAAUUCCUGCGCCCGUCCCCACUCUCGGAGCGAGGGUAUGUCAAAGUACAUCCAACAUUCGAGGUUCUGUAUCACCCUGGUAUUUUUGCCCUCGGCGACAUCGUCGAUUGGCCUGAAGUCAAGCAAAUGACCAAGAUCAACUAUGGCCACAAUUCGAUUGUGAUCGAGAACGUCCUGAGCAUGGUGCGCGGGGAGACCAUGACAAGAAUGUACAAGGGGACCACGGACAUCAUGGCCAUCAGCAUUGGAAGGAAUGGAGGAGCGUCAUAUCUCGGACUUCUGUGGGGCAUCGUCUUGGGAGACUUCCUCACGAAGACGCUCAAGUCGAAAACCCUGUUGCAAGAAAAGGUCAGGGACAUCCUCGGUCUGAGCUAA